AUGAUGGGACGACUGGCUGGCAGCCUGGCGCCCUGCUUUAUGCGAGAUCUGGCAGCCGGCUGCAAGUACCAUCUCGCAUCAAAGCCGGCGCCGGAUGACGUCGAAGAUGAGGUAGACGAGUUGAUCGGCCAGGUGGAAGUAGAGGCGCAACGCAUGGUCGAGGAAGGAAGGAAGACGCUAGCUGCGCUGGAGGAAAAGAGACGACUUCAGGCGUCGAUGCCCGCCCCUCCCACGAGGGCGAGAAGGGGAGGCAUGCGGACCGCCAGAAUGCCACUGGUUAUCGCCGCAGAAAGUAAGCCACCGGAGCUUGUCAAAGUCGCAGAAGAACCAGCAAGUAACUCGAGUGUCGAGGCUCGUGAGAACGACGACAGCCACGAGGUCGACUUCGUGCCAAAGCCUGCUACGGAUAGCGUAGGGAUUUUCCCGACCGAAGAUUCCCACGACGCCGGCUUCGACUCUUUGAACGAGACAACCGAUGUUGAAACCCAGCACAGCAUCUCGGCAACGGCUUCUGGCUUUGGUAUAUCGGGCGUCGGUCGGGUAUAUUUCUCGCCCAAAUGCCUGGUCCUCGUGAAUAAUUAG
Molecule: messenger RNA, 582 nt
Organism: Lasiosphaeria miniovina
Lineage: Eukaryota; Fungi; Ascomycota; Sordariomycetes; Sordariales; Lasiosphaeriaceae
Exons: 5
Coding region: 1-582 (193 amino acids)
Source: RefSeq, a predicted model, not a curated record